Alternaria postmessia is the source of this 909-nucleotide messenger RNA. RefSeq lists its product as uncharacterized. The record is from RefSeq and is a predicted model, not a curated record. The transcript is spliced from 2 exons. The coding region runs from base 1 to 909 and encodes 302 amino acids. NCBI's taxonomy places the organism in Eukaryota, Fungi, Ascomycota, Dothideomycetes, Pleosporales, Pleosporaceae.
AUGGCUCUCAGAACAGUUCUUGUCACGGGUGCAACUGGCAAGCAAGGUGGCUCGGUCGUAGAUGCCUUACUGAAAGCGAACGCACCCUAUGAGAUCCUAGCCCUUACGCGGGAUGCUCAAUCUUCAUCAUCCAAGAAGCUUCAGCAAAAGUCUCCGAACAUCAAGCUAGUCACUGGAAACCUUGAUGCAGUCGAUGAGAUAUUCGAGACAGCCAGAAAAUCGACGCAGGCCCCAAUCUGGGGGGUCUACAGCGUUCAGGCCCUCGGCAAGAACGAAGAGAAACAAGGCAAAGACCUUGUGGAUGCUUCCAUCAAGAAUGGUGUAUCCCACUUCAUCUUCUCCUCUGCGGACCGUGGAGGUGCAAACUCGGACACAGAUCCGACAGUAGUCCCACACUUCAUCACGAAGCACAACAUCGAGCAGCACCUCUUCUUUAAGGCCAAGAAAAGUGGCAUGACGUACACGGUCCUGCGUCCUGUAGCUUUCUUCGAAAACUUGACACCGAAUUUCUUUGGCAAGGUCUUCACCACGAGUUGGGCGAUCAAGAUGCCUAGGGAAAAGAAGUUGCAAUUAAUUGGCACCAGUGACAUUGGGUUCUUCGCCGCUCAAGCGUUUCUCAAAAAUGACGAUCCGGUAUAUAAGGACAAGAGCAUAUCGCUAGCAAGCGAGGCAUUGUCUUUUCAGCAAUUCAAAGAAACGUUCGAGAAGAAGACGGGAGAGAAGCUUCCGAUGACUUAUCGAUUUGUUGCCGGCGCGUUGUGCUGGAUGUCAAAAGAGCUUGGAUAUAUGUUCAAUUGGUUCCGUGACGUGGGAUUUGGCGCAGAUGUUGAGGGAUGCAAGAAGGUGAAUCCGGGGAUGAAGGAUUUUGCGACUUGGCUUGAGACGGAAAGCGCGUGGAAGAAGGGCUGA